This is a messenger RNA of Aureococcus anophagefferens, 294 nucleotides long. RefSeq lists its product as hypothetical. Gene Ontology annotation, molecular function: pre-mRNA 3'-splice site binding; poly-pyrimidine tract binding. The transcript has a single exon. The record is from RefSeq and is a predicted model, not a curated record. Gene Ontology annotation, cellular component: U2-type prespliceosome; nuclear speck; U2AF complex. Lineage: Eukaryota; Pelagophyceae; Pelagomonadales; Pelagomonadaceae. The annotation marks the transcript as partial.
CCGUCCAAGGUCCUGCAGCUGCGCCACAUGGUCACCGACGCGGAUCUCAUCGACGACGAAGCGUACGCGGACGUCGUCGACGACGUGCUGCAGGAGUGCGGCUCCUACGGCGACGUCGAGAACGUCGAGAUCCCGCGGCCCGAGCCCGGCACGACGCGGCCCGCGCCGGGCCAGGGGUCCGUCUUCGUGGCCUUCGGCGACGCCUUCUUCGCGCAGGCCGCGCGCGAGGCCUUCGAGGGCCGCGCGUUCGACGGCAAGACGAUCAUCGCGGGCUACUACCCCCAGGACCUCUUC